Molecule: messenger RNA, 4360 nt
Organism: Rhineura floridana
Lineage: Eukaryota; Metazoa; Chordata; Lepidosauria; Squamata; Rhineuridae
Gene: MIS18BP1
Product: MIS18 binding protein 1
Exons: 17
Coding region: 354-3938 (1194 amino acids)
Source: RefSeq, a predicted model, not a curated record
CUUCGGGCUUUGCCAGGCUGCAAAAUGGCGGAAGCAGGCGCGGAGGCCCAGGACGCCGUUUCCGCUCGCGGUCGGCAGCCAAUCAGCGGCGGCGGGAGCAUGCGCGCGGGGGAUUCGAACGUCGCGGCGGUUGGCGCUGAGAGGAGGAGGAGGAGGAGGAGGAAGAGGAAGGAGGCCAAGGGCCCCUCGCGGUGCCGCGGGGACUCCCGAGCAGCUGCAAUGUGACGAAAUAAACCUGACAUUCUCAGAUCCCACUGCCUUUUUUAUAUAACCAAAAAAGACACUUACAUGAAGAGGUCUUUAAUGAAUUUGCUUUUGGCGCGAAAAGGAGUAGUAAUACCUGUUUUAUCAAGAUGAUUGCUGUACCUUUAAAAGACCGAGGGAUCUCAGUGUCUCCGCUUCCUUCUCAUGGAAGAGGAGAAAUCUCCUUGAAAGCUGUUCUCCUAAGCAACAUCCCUGGAGGUACACCUUUAAAGGAUCUUGUGAAGUUUCAAGUGAAUUGUGUUUCUGCUUCAGCAGCAAAGAAAGCUACUCUUCCUUCAGUGGUUUUGUCCCACCAAAAAGUUUGCUUGGAAAAAGAUGUUAAAGGAGAAAACAUUUUCCAGUCCACUCUAAUAGGCGAUGGCUCCCGUGCUAAAGAAUUCCUUGACCUCAGUGAGAUAAAACCCGCUUCCAAAGACGGAUUGAAGCCACUUUCCUCCUGUCUGAAACAGGAAGCUCUCCCACGGACAGGGAAUGCCACCCUGAAACGUAAAGCUUGUGAACCAUUAUCCCUUGAAUCUCCAGCAAAAGUCUUCACAAGAAUGAAGACUAGGACAGCUCUUGCAAAACAGCAGAACGAGCCAUUAGAAAAGAAAGUAUUAGACACAACCAGCACCACAGAUUAUAUUCUCACUCCUGACAGGCAUUUGGGCCCUUUGGGAAGACGAGACAAAAAAUCCAUUGCUGAAGAUGAUAAGCCAAAGGAGAGGCCUGCUGAGGAGCCUCUUAGGGAGGCAAAGGAAGAACAAGUGCCCAGUCAUAUUGCAAAGAACAAAAAUGUGUGUUCUGCAGUCACAGGCCCUCUGGUUUUGGAAUCACCUCACAAAUUCUUCUCACGUGUGAAGCAGAAGAUGCAGCAGAAACUGUUGGAAACAGUAGAUGUUGCAUCUUACCAACCCAAGCCAAGUCUCCCUCCUUCACCUGCAGUGAAGCAAUCUUUAACUUCACCCAGUUCACCCAAACAACUAAAUAAUCUUAAUGGAGAGUGUCUAAACACUACUGUCAAUCAGGAUGAUGUCUUUCUUGUGGAACCAGUUGAACUGGACAAUGAGACUUUUAACAUGGAAGCCAAUGCUACAGACAUGAGCUAUGAUCUUGUUAAACCUGGAGAACACUUGGAAGAAAUGGAACCUGGAAGGUUUUCUGAAGAAGGAAGAGCGUUGCAUCAGUCCAGUCAGAAACCUACCCAAAGCGGACAGCAGGAGUUGAAGUCUGGGUCUCAGAGGGCUUCCCAACACUUAUGUGAUAUUAUUUUUGCUACUCCAAAAGUCCACAUACCAAGAAAACAAAAACCAGCGGGGGCUAAUUCCAAGGUGCCCUUGGGCACACCUUGCACUGAUACAACCCAUGUUGAUGCAAAUGAGGAGCAGAUAAUCUGCCUCAGUGGAUGGAGAAUCAAGGUGAUCAAUAACAAUACUGCUGUGUGUCUCGAAGGAAAACGGAGGGAUAUGAAGGAUAUUUACUGGCAUAGCAGUGCUAUUGUGGAACGAAUGACACACAACAAAGUUGGAACUUUAUCUGGAAACGUCUACAAGUUAGAAGGGGGUGUAGAUGAAAGCACCAUGAAGAAAGAAGGAAUACCAGCUAAAUUCAUAAGGAGGCUUGGGUUGGGCAUUCCAAGAAACUGGAAAAUAUAUGCGGAUGACCUGCUUCGUUUUCUGAGGAGGAAAGAGCAGAGAGCCUUCCCUUCAAGCAAGGACAGCAAUGAAAGAGGGGAGGAGCCAAUGGAAAUGGAGGGUGCAGAAGACUGGCCCCCAAAAGUUGGGAGAAGAUCUAGAAUGAAAAACACCACUUACGAAGUAUUGGCACUGCAAAAUAACAAGCUUGGUGUGCAGCCACAAAUGUUACCUUUGCAGAACGUCCAUGAUGCAAGCAUCACCCGUAGCGGCCGGCGCGUUAAGUCACCUAUGCAGUUCUGGUGUGGCGAACGGAUACUGAUUGAUCAGGCAUUAAACGUCACUGUGACCAAAGGGGGCACCAACUACCUCACUCCUACGGUGAGCAGCACACGGCAUCGGGUCCGGCAAGAUGUCAGCUCCCCAAAGGAAAAGAGAGAGGCUAACCUGAAGGCUCGUGAAGUACCCACAAGCCAAACAAAAGGAAAAACUAGUGCAAGACUUGAAAAGACCACCAGACAAACUAAGCCUGAUGAUAAGCAAAAUUCUCAACAUUGUGUUUCAGACUCUGAGGAAAGCGACCAUGAAUUCACCAUUGAUGAUGUUCGGAAGAAGCAGGCUGUUGUUACCUUGACGCCACUGAACCAUAAAAAGCUGUGUGGAAAGAACUCCAAGAAUAGCCGCCACUCCAGAAGGAAGAGGAAUGUGCCAAAGCAGGGUGGAAAAGCCAAUGGCUAUGGAAGACAUUUAGCUGACAGAGAACCAGCCAUUUUCCAAUACCCAUUAAGAUCACGGAAACGAGCCUGCCAAACGGAGCAAGUUGCAGAACGCGUCCCCAGCACAAAUGAAGAUGAAUCUAGUGACGAUAGCCCAUGUAUCAAGAGGAAAGCACAGCCGUCUUUCAAAAGAGGGGAAGAAAGUGAUGCAAGGAAGCAGUUGCCUGAGCCCAGAGGAACAGAGGCUCCUUCCGCCCUUUCUCUGAGCAGAAAGAUGAGGGUGGCCCACUCUGGCCAGAAUGGCAAGUUGGAGGAGCCCCCUGGAAAGAGCUCUUCGCCUACCUUGGCCAGGUGUUCUCCUGGGUUUGAGAGGCAGGCUAGGCAAGGGUCUCUCAGGAGGAUCCAAAAAGCUAAAAAGUACAUACUUGAAUCAGAGUCCGAAAGUGAGACGAGUACUAGAGAGUUUCAACUGGACGAAGGAAAGUUAGAAGCAGGUGCAGAAAGAGGCAAUGGUGAAAUUUCCAAGAGUGCAAAGUCCUUGGCUGUUGCUGGAAGGACACCUGGCAAGAGGCUGUUAUGGAAGGCGAGGGAUUCUUUCCCAGAUGUUAAUGAAGACUGGACGGAGACGGAAUUGCAGAAGCUACACAGGGCUGUGGCUUCUUUUCCUAAGCACAAGAAUGGCUACUGGCUGGAUGUAGCAACGGCCGUGGGGACGCGAUCUGUUGAAGCAUGCCAGCAAAGGUACAUGGCAGAGCAGGAAGGCAGGAAGCAGGCCCCAAAGAGGACCGCCAAACGUGGGAAAAAGGAAGAAAGAGAGGAGGGGGUGAAGCAGCCAGUAGCAAUUGUGGCCAAGGUGGGAACUCUGAGAAGGAAGCAGCAGAUGCGCCACUUCCUUGAGCAGAUGGCCAAGGACAACCGUGAUGACCUCUUCAGUGCAAGUCCCUUUCAGAACAGGAGCACAAAGUUGCCACAGUUCCGCACCAUCCCAGAGGAAGACGUCUUCCAGCUGAAAGACAGCCACCCUAUCACACCCUCCUCGGCCAUCUUCCCAUUGGUGAAAACCCCCCAGUGUGAGCAUGUCAGCCCUGGCAUGCUGGAAUCUUUGGACAGGAAGGAAUAUGAGAAGCAUGUCUUCCAUCUGCAAAAGAACAUCAAAGGCAAGGGACACACAUGGCACAAUGUGAAGAAGAAAUCGGCUGAGACCGUGUUCAUGACACCCACCUCUCGAAGAAUGAACACCUUUGCCUUUGAAGGUGCCUUGGGUUCAGCAGAGGUGGGACAUCUCUUCCAAGUGGAUGAAGGAAUGCCAUCUGACGAAGAGGAGGACUUGUAUUUUUCCAGUUAGGCAGCCAACUGCCUUUACCAGGCUGAUCAUGUUAUAUCUUCCUCUGGCAACAGGCAGUUCUGCAACAUGUCCUGAGUCACCUUCUCAAAGUCAAAACGGUUUCUCAUGACUUUAUUUUUGUGGAUUACACAGACCUAUGAAGGUUGAGCUCUUCCUUGAGCUGCGUUAGGUUGGUGCCCAGCAAAGCUUCACUGUGUGCUGUGGUGGUGGUCAAAAUACAAAGAAGUCUGCCAUGGUUGGUUAUUGUGCCAUUUUCCUGCUAAGGAGGCUGCAUUUGGGCUUUUUAGUAGCAAAAUGUUUUUAAAAGUUACUGUAUAAGAAACUUCCAAAAGUGGUGUUUAGCAUAUCAAAGAAUCUUUAAACUUCCUCUGUAAAGAACAGCAUUUACAUAUUUUUGUAUUAAACUUGUUUUCUCAGUGGCU